Messenger RNA from Cyclopterus lumpus (lumpfish), 2996 nucleotides. It is a transcript of the gene slc2a12, whose product is annotated as solute carrier family 2 member 12. The coding region runs from base 132 to 1766 and encodes 544 amino acids. The record is from RefSeq and is a predicted model, not a curated record. The transcript has 5 exons. Lineage: Eukaryota; Metazoa; Chordata; Actinopteri; Perciformes; Cyclopteridae. Gene Ontology annotation, biological process: transmembrane transport. Gene Ontology annotation, cellular component: membrane. Gene Ontology annotation, molecular function: transmembrane transporter activity.
GACAUGAGAAGAAGAAGAGUUGAGAGUAAGAAGUAAAGCUAGAAAGAAAGCGAACGACCGGUAUCCACGAAUUUCAGAUAACAACAGGAGACACCGCUGGGUUGUCAGGUCUACUGUUAGAGGUGGUUGACAUGGACGCCAACAGUGAGACCACGAAAUUGAGCUCUGACCCCUCUGAGGCCCAGUCACUGGAGCAUCAAAGAGGCACAGGCAGCAUCCGGCUGGUGCUGGUUGCAGCUGGAGUGGCCUCUCUGAGCGGCCUGAUGCUGGGCUAUGAAAUAGGCAUAACCUCUGGAGUCCUGCUGCAGCUGCGGGGCCUCCUCUCCCUCUCCUGCCGAGAACAAGAACUGCUGGUCAGCUCCUACCUGCUCGGCGCUCUCCUCAUCUGCCUGGCUGGAGGUCAUAUAUUGGAUCGCUACGGCCGGCGCUGCUCUUUGCUCCUGAGCGCGGCCCUGGUGGUCGGGGGGAGCAUCUUGCUCAUCGCAGCCACCUCGCUUAUUGCUCUCACGCUGGGCCGGGUGAUCGUCGGCAUGGGAACAUCGCUGUCAGGGACAGGAGCGUGUCUGUACAUUGCGGAGAUCUCGCCGAUGGAGCGGAGGGGUCUGCUGGUGACGCUGUACGAGUUUAUGUUGGUUGUGGGUGUAAUGCUGGGAUUCGGCUGUAGCUACGCCUUUGCCACUCUGCCCUAUGGCUGGACGUAUACAUUUGGACUAGUAAUCGCCCCAGCGCUGCUGCAGAUCGGUGUCCUCGUGUUCCUCCCACCGAGUCCACGCUUCCUGGUUAGCCAGGGUAAAGUGGAGCAGGCCAGGAUAGUGCUGGCCAGGCUGAGAGGUGGGGUUCAGGAGCAUGUGGAAAAGGAGCUCGCAGCCAUCAGUACAGGACUGAAAGAGGAAUCAGAGCAUAGUUUCUUGGAGGUGUUCAGUACCAAGGCCAACUUGCGUUCUCGCCUACUAACAGGUGUGACCCUAGUCUUCCUUCAGCAGGCCACUGGUCAGCCCAACAUCCUCUCCUACGCUUCACCACUUCUCCGCAGUGUGGGCUUCAACAGUGACGCCGCAGCCACCUUGGCCUCCACAGGGUUCGGAGUGGUCAAAGUAGUUGGCACCAUCCCAGCCGUGUUGCUGGUCGACAGCGUGGGACCCAAGAGCUUUUUGUGUGGGGGUGCUGUCGCAAUGGGAAUAUCGCUACUUGCACUUGGUGCAUUGACACUUCAAAGCCACACUAACCUCACCAGCCUGUGUAAAAGUCACACGAUAAUAAAUCACACGCAUGCACCGUGGGAUUUAAACGAAACCUCGAUAGGCCUGGAAAACAGUGACAUUUAUUCAACUGACCUCCCCUACCAGUGGAACAGUGAGGAGUCACAGCGGACUAACAGAGAAGAUGAUGGGAUCCUGGAGUCAAUAGGAGGAAGGACUUAUGGAGGAGGGUCUUCCUUACUGAAGUGGGCGUCAUUGAUCAGCUUGCUGGUGUAUGUGGCAGCCUUCUCCAUUAGCCUCGGGCCAAUGGUGUAUGUGGUGCUCAGUGAGAUCUUCCCAAUGGGAAUCAGAGGCAGGGCUGUUUCUGUGGUGUCGGCUGUAAACUGGGCCACUAACCUGCUCAUCUCUAUGACCUUCCUCACAAUUACAGAAAAGAUUGGCGUGGCCAAUAUGAUGUUCCUCUACGCCGCCAUGAGCUUUGUUCUACUGGUGUUCGUCAUCUUCUGUGUCCCGGAGACCAAAGGUCGCACGCUGGAGGAGAUAUCGAAAGAGCUAGCGAAGAAAUAAAUGGCAGCUUUUACGUGAUCUUAAUGUUGUCAGUGCGUCCAGUAAACUGAUUUGCGGAGUGGAUUGCUUCGGGAGAGCCAGAUCAGCAGCAGCACGUCCACGGAGAGAGACUUUUUUUUUAACGGACCACAACGGAACACCUCACCUGAAGGACAGUGGAGAGCGAAGGGCCAAUAAGGACAAUAUGUUAGCACUGUUAAGACGUUGGAGUACAACUCAUACAUCCAACCCACACCUGUGCAUCCCCGGAUUCCCAGCUGAUUCCUAUAUUGACAUCUUUGUCAUAUAGUUCCUUCUUGCUACAUGCUAGAAAGGGAUCGUGGAAAUUGCAUAUAAAGGAAAUAAUUCAAUCACGGAGAAGUAUUAUGUGAAUUUGCUCAAACGAAGAUAUCUCAGGGUUCACGAUUGCUAGUUAAAAAGGCAGUAGAAAAGAUAACAAUAGGGAUUGAACAUAUUUAUAUAAUGAAAUAUAUUUAAUUUUAUAAAAUAUAUAUUAUAUAAUAAUAUUAAUUGAGUCAUUAUGUCCAUAUUUAAAAACACAGCUCCAAUAAUGCUGUAUAAUCUUUACUCAAGGCCAGGAUAGAAUUGACUAUAGACUUUCCUACUACAUCCUUUUAGUUUUCUUUUCCAUGUUGACAUGACAUUGUGAUGUCAGACAUUAUUUACAUUUACAAACUGGAAUGAUUAGACGCUAAUCACUUCAAAUGUCUGUGUAUGUAACAUUCUUUGGGUUUCAAAUGAUUUCCUUUACCAUUACCAUUAUUUAUAUGCUGCUCCCUCUUGUAUGUAAUGGAGUAACAUGAACAGGGCUCAAACCAGUCAUGCUGCAGAACACACUUGUCUCCAUACAGUAUGGCUACCGCCAUCUACAUGACGACAGAUACAUGGUGAAAGGCCACAGGUGUCUCCUUCUUUACAUCUUAUGGGAUCAAACAAUAACAACAUGAAUAAUGAAUCAACACUACAAGCAAGCAGUCAAGCAAAGAAAUACUGAAUUCAUCAGAUCUAGUAGAAAUAUUGGACUGUAAAACCAGUGUUGGAGCGUAAAAAGAAGUAUAGAAAGAGAGGGAUGUUUGUUUCUGUUACUUUGUGUCUGUGAUGCUGAAAUCAAAUUUAUGGGAUUAACAAGAGGGAUGUUUACUGCAAGAAAGAAUGACCAUUCUGCGUGACCAUUUUAAUAUAUGUACUUUGAUAUCAUCAUCUUUUACAUACAUCUUCACGUCGGAAGAA